GGAUCCCCGAGCCCCCGCAGGCUCCUGAUUGUCCGCUCACGCAAUCGGCGAUGCUGUGCAAUCACCUCAAAAUGGCAGUGAUGGUCUGUGAAGGCGUUCUAGAGGUACCCUCCCAACACAAAUGAACCUGCCCACACAUCACAGUGUUCUCUUAUCACGUGACCAGAGGGCCUUAAGGAUUCAGAGACUCGUGCGCCCCCUGAUGGAACCAUCCAAGGGUCCUGUUGAUGCAUUCAUUCAAAACUGAGAAAAAUAAUCAAAACAUAACCAAAUGUAAUUAGUUAUACUACUUUGAGAAAGUAAUUUUAUAGUUACACUAACAGGGUAACUUGUAAUUGUAACCAAACAGUGGCGGGCGGUCAGUUUGGGACUUCAGUGAGCUAAUCCACCUCUCAGCAACACCAUCACGUCACAAAAAUGAUGUACAAAAAGGCUCCACAUGUAUAACGGUGUGUGGCAUUAAAAGAAGUGAGAGAGAGAGAGAGAUUCCCCAUUUGUGGAUGAAUGUCAUCAUUAUGAAAGUAAAGUAAUCUUCUACACACUGUUGACAAGUGAGAAAGCACUAAGUAGUACACAGAACAUUAGUUUGUAACACUUGAGACGGGUCUCCAUUUUAUAGGUCUUGGUCUUUGCCUUGGACUUGACCUCCAAAAGUCUUGGUACUCUAUAUUUGUAGACUGCACAAUGUAGCGCAAAUGGUGACACUUUGGUGACCGACGGCUCUAUUUUCAGUGAUGCAUCUUCAUGUGUGCCCGAGCGCAAGACUCUCUGCGAGUUGGCAGACCCUGCUUGGCGGAGUGACAUUCUGGUGACCAUCUAAACGUGGUCUCGGUUAGCUUUGGUCUCAGCAUCCCAUGUUCUGGCCCUCAUUUGUCUACUUUGGAACAGCCAUGACCACAGUUGGCGGCGUUCACCGAGGCUACCUCAGGAAAUAUGGGGGCUUCAUGUUCAAGCAGUGGAAGGACAAGUACGUGGUCCUCAGCAUGGAAGGAAGCCUCCUGGUGUGCCGAGACGGCGAGUCCCCGCCCGACCAGGUGGUGGACUUGCAGAGCCACUGCGAGCUGAUCGUGGAGGGCCGCGAGAUCCUGGACUUGCCCAGGCUGCCUGCGGGGGGCCGCAGGGACUGCUGCUUCGCCCUCGUCCUGCAGCAGAGCAAGUUCCUGCUAAUGCUCGCCGACAACCCGGACGACUGCACUCUGUGGCUGAAGCUGAUAAGGAAAGUGAGAGAGGGUGUCAUGUCACCCGUGAGCUUGCAGAGGCAGCGCAGCGUCACCCGCUGCAUCACCGACAGGGACCUGCUGCCCGACUUCGCCAGUAACACGGACCCCGGGUCGCCCCGGGCCAGCGAGGGUACCCCGCCGCCGUCGGCCCACAUCACAGAGAGGGGCGGAUCACUGAGAGAGAGAAGUCAGAGUCCAGUUGGUGGACCACGGCGGCCCCAGCGCAGUGUCUCGGUGGCCCCCCCUCACCGGGUGUCGGAUUGUCUUCGCCACGGCAACAGCAGCGACGCCCGGGCGGUGCGGGCCGUGUGCCUGUUGAUGGGGAGCGCGGCAGCCUCCUCGGCCAUGGGCUACCUCAGCUCCUGCUCCCCGUCCUCGCCGUUGGUCGGCAGAGCGACCGAAAUGGUCCACGCCGGCUUCUCGGAAAUGCCGGCCGGGGGGUCGUUUCACGGCUGUGGCCAGGACGUCGACUCCGGCGCGCACUUCAACAGCUUCGACUUUGAGGGCGACUCUGACUUUGACGCUUUUGACUGCGGAGGGUUUGCCUUUUAAAAGACUUGUUGUGUUGGCAGCCCAUUCAAGCAGGGGUUCUCCAAAUUUUCGGGUCGAGGGGAGAAAUAUAAUCUUAAAGCCAAACAAGUGUACCCAUAUAAAAGCCACAGGAAUGACAAAAUUGACGAUUUGGGUGGAAUAAGGUCAUCAUUUUACAACAACAAAAGUUGUAAUGUUAUGAGAAUAAAGUCAGAUUUUUUUCAAGAAAAACGUAAUCUUUGCAAGAACAAAGAUUUUUUUUUCCUUUCCGACUCUUUUGUUAAAACAUUACAAUUUAUUCUCUCUAACAAACUAUUUAUUGCAAAAUUACGAUUUCCUUUCCUCCAAAUUUCACCUUUUUUAAAAAGAAAAAAUCAGUGGCAUUUAUGGGCACACAUGGCAGUUUUGUUUUUUUAAUUUUGUUUCUACCAUAAAGUUUUGAUUACGUGCAAUCUUCAGACUAAAUUCUUAUUUUUCAAAGAAAAAAGGUAAAUGAUAUUACAACCCUAAAUUAAAAGUCAGAUUUUUCUCUGAAAAAGUGUGCAAUAUUAUAAUAUGAAAGUGGUAUUUAAAAAAAAAAUCACAAGACUACAAGAAAAAAAAGAUUCUGGUAAUUAAAGAAAGAUUAUUUAAAAAGUGUUUUGAAAAAAUGCUGGAAUGUUACAAAAUUAAAAUUUUAGAUUUGUUUUAAAGAAAAGACUAUAUAUAUAUUUUUGAAAAAAUAAAUUGUAAUGUUAUGACAAUAAACAGAUUAUUUUUUUCAAAAAACAAACAGUUGUAAUCUUUACAACAAGAAGCAUUUUGUUGGGAUUAUGAGAGAAAAACUAAAAAAAAAAACAUUUAAAUAUAGCUUUACUCUUGUAAUAUUACACCUUUUUACGAUAGAAAAGAUGCCUUUAUUCUUCAAAAUCUUUUUUCGUGUGCGUGGUCUACAAUGAAAUCUGAAGACUAUGAAGGCAUUCUGGGCUGAAAUGUGUCCGUUAAUAUUUCAACAUGGAUGAGCCUUUGUCACAUUCUGGGGCUGCUUUGUGAAAUCUGACACAGGCCGUUGGACUGUGUUCUAAAAAAAAAAAAGCAAAACAAAAAAACCCACGCCUUUUUUUGGGGGGGGGAAAUAAUCAUUUAUCCAGUGAUGUCAGAUUUACGCAUGCAUGAUCCAUCGCAAUCAUAUCAGAGAUUUUUUAUUGGCUGAAAGCUACGGUAGAAAGGAGUGUCUGGUUGAUUUAUAUUUGUACAUAAACCGCAAAGCUCCAGCUCAUGGACCCCCGAGGGUUUGGGGAUCCCAGUUUGUGAACUCUUGCUUUAAAAUAGCUUCUUAAUACUUGUGAAUUGUAAAUGAAUGAUGGUGUUUUUCCUGGUUCUCCAUGCCAAUGCUCCUCAGGUAAAUCAUUCAUGAUCCACCCAUUCAUUUUCUAUAGCGUCUGUUGGGCUGCAGCGUAUCCCAGCUGACUUUUGGCAAGGGAAGCGGGGUAUAUUCCGGACUGGUCGCCAGACAAUCGCAGGACACGUAGAGACAAACAUGCAUUCACACUCACAUUCACACCUAAGGACAAUUUAGAGUCUUCAAUGACCAGAGGUGGGUAGAGUAGCCAAAUAUUGUACUCAAGUAAGAGUCCUGUUAAUUUAGAAUAAUAUGACUCAAGUAAAAGUCAAAAGUAGUCAUCCAAAUAUUUACUUGAGUAAGAGUAAGAAAGUACUCAAUCAAAGAUCUACUCAAGUAAAGAGUAACUUGUGAGUAACUUCUGAUUUAUUUAUUUUUUAAAUUUAGAGCACGAACAUCAAAUAAAAUAAAAAAAUAUAUAUAUUGUAGUCGACACACACCUGCCACCAUAUCCAUUUUUAACUGCCCAAUUAGCAACAACACAUACAUUGGGCCCUACAGAAACAUUAUUUCCUUUAUUCACUUAAAUGACUUCAUGAAGAAGCUGUUUGUUGACCACAUUUAGGGAUUGUGUGUGCGUGUAGGAAUAGUGCUGAUUUUGCCGUAUCCACUGGCAAAACAACAGUAGAAACAUCUGCAACUUACCGCAAGCUGUUUUCUCAAGUUAGAAGUGGGCUAAAAUAUCCAAGUUUGAGCAGUCACAAUUCAAGAGCUGCAUGACAAAGCUUUUUGUUUUUUUAAGUCUGUAAAAUAAACACAGUCGCGCAGCUGUUGUUUUCCCCCCCAAAAUGAGUCAUUUUGAUUAGCUCGCGAAGGCUACGUGCGCGGUCAUGUGACUGACUUGUGUCGUCUGAUUGGUGAAUUGGAGUUAAAUGACAUUAGUGACCCUGUUUGAUUGGCGCAACGGUCUGCCUAUGUGGAAGUCGAAGAUGGAGUCUAAAAAUAGACGCGCACAGGCAAGAAUGAAUAAAUAAAACUAGCGAACGGCGUGUCGAUCAUUGUAACGGAGUAAAAAUAUCGACCUUCUUCACAUAAAUACUCAAGUAAAAGUUGAAAGUACGGUGCACUUAAAGGACUCUGAUAAGCACAGUUGAUGGAAAAUGUUACUUGAGUAAAUGUAACGCGUUACUACCCACCUCUGGCAAUGACCCAAACAUGCAUGCAUUUGGAAUGUGUGAGGAAGCCGCAGAAAACCCGAGUCGAGAUUUGAACCCUGGACCUAUUGACUGCAUGCAUGCAUGAUUUCUGAUAUUAUUUAUUUAUUCUUUCCAAGCAGUCCACUCUCCUUUCUGUCUCCCCACUGUAAACAUGCCCUUUAGUGUUGUUCCCAUUGAACAUUUUAUAUUAAAUGCCGUCCAAUAAAAGUGUGUCGUUUUGUGACGAGCAAACAAGACAACUUCAAUUAUUCGUGAUGCAUGGAGCUCGGUGCAUGUCAUGCAGUCCAACUGCAGACUCACCAACAGUUUACAUCCAGCGCUGUCGCUUCUUCCAUUUUGUACUGCAUUAUGUAACUGAGUCACAUGCCGGAUCUCAUCCUACAGACUUGAUUGAGUGAAAUGAUGUUGCCGGAAAAAAGAGCAGCCUCUUGCCAACGCCAUCAAAAACAAGAGGGUUUAAGCCUCUUUGUUCCUUUACACACACAGAUGAUCUUUUUUUUCUCAAAAAUUAUUUCAAUGUUUAAACCCAAGUAAAAAAAAAAAGACUAUUCCGGUGCAGCAUGAUGUUAUUACCCGCUUUUUCCAUAAAAUAUUACCUUUCUCACCCAAAAUAUGGCUUU
Molecule: messenger RNA, 4909 nt
Organism: Phyllopteryx taeniolatus (common seadragon)
Lineage: Eukaryota; Metazoa; Chordata; Actinopteri; Syngnathiformes; Syngnathidae
Exons: 8
Coding region: 855-1772 (305 amino acids)
Biological process (GO): regulation of cell differentiation
Cellular component (GO): membrane
Source: RefSeq, a predicted model, not a curated record